Sesamum indicum (sesame) is the source of this 2874-nucleotide messenger RNA. RefSeq names its product Early-responsive to dehydration stress protein (ERD4) (gene ERD4). Gene Ontology annotation, molecular function: calcium-activated cation channel activity. Gene Ontology annotation, cellular component: plasma membrane. Lineage: Eukaryota; Viridiplantae; Streptophyta; Magnoliopsida; Lamiales; Pedaliaceae. The record is from RefSeq and is a predicted model, not a curated record.
GAAAAGACAGACUAUCCAUUUUUGUUCUACUUCUACAUUUUCAGAAACAAUUUUAACACAAGAAAAACACAAGAGUAAAUUAAUUCUGAGUUAGAAGAGUGUAGGAAGGAGCAAAGUCUCACAAUCAAUCAAUCAAAAUUCUAACCCACUCAGAUAUUUUGUAGAUCGAUCACUAUGCACCGUUUCAACUGCCUGUUUCUCUUUAACUCUCUCUCUCUCUCUCUCAGCCCUUCUUUUAAUGCUCCUUAACGGCUACUAGUUCUUGAUUCCAACCCCUCCCCUCCCCCACUGGCUUACCAUUAUCGCCAGUAAAUACACACAUUCAUACACAGAGUAGGAGAAGAACAAGAAGAAGAAGAAGAAGAAGGCAUGGAUUUCAAUUCGUUCUUGACGUCGUUAGGAACGUCGUUUGUGUUAUUCGUGGUCUUGAUGUUUCUCUUCACCUGGCUCUCGCGCCGACCCGGUAACCAUGUUGUAUACUACCCCAAUAGGAUUCUUAGAGGCAUGGAUCCCUACGAGGGACUCCGCGCCAGCCGGAACCCCUUCGCUUGGAUCCGGGAAGCCCUCGUCUCCACUGAGGCAGACGUCAUCAGAAUGUCCGGCGUUGAUUCUGCUGUCUAUUUUGUUUUCCUCACUACUGUGCUGGGAAUUCUGGUUUUGUCUGGCCUUGUACUUCUACCAGUGCUUCUGCCAGUUGCUGCUACUGCUCAUGGUGUGAUGAAGGCCAAGGACACCACCAGUGAAGGAUCUUUUAAUGACCUUGACAAGCUAUCUAUGGGGCAUGUCGAACAAAGAAGUGCCCGAUUGUGGGCAUUUGUGAUAGCGACCUAUUGGGUUUCCUUUGUUACAUAUGGCCUCUUAUGGAAGGCAUACAAGCAUGUUUCUGAUCUGAGGGCUGCAGCGCUUAUGUCACCCGAUGUGAAGAAUGAGCAGUUUGCCGUGGUUGUUCGAGACAUACCUCCUGCACCUGAGGGCCAAACUAUAAAGGAACAGGUCGACUCGUAUUUUAAGGCUAUCUAUCCAGAUACCUUUUAUAGGUCGAUGGUGGUCACAGACAAUAAACAGGUCAACAAAAUUUAUGAAGAGUUGGAGGGAUACAGAAAGAAGCUGGCACGUGCGGAAGCCAUAUAUGCCGAGUCCAAAGCAACUGGUAAUCCCGAAGGAACGCGACCAACUACUAAAACUGGCUUUCUAGGUCUUAUUGGUAAAAAGGUCGAUGCAAUAGAAUACUAUGAUGAAAAGAUAAAAGAGUUGAUUCCAAAGUUAGUAGCUGAGCAAAGGGUCACUCUGAAAGACAGACAGCAAUCUGCAGCUAUCAUCUUUUUUAAUAACAGGGUAACUGCAGCAGCUGCAUCACAAAGUCUGCAUGAUACGAUGGUUGAUAUGUGGACAGUCUCAGAUGCUCCUGAACCCAACCAGUUAUUAUGGACCAAUCUCCCGAAAAAAUUCUACACAAGGCGGAUUCGGCAAUAUGUGAUCUAUUUUAUUGUGUUUUUGACCAUUUUCUUUUACAUGAUACCAAUUGGUUUCAUUUCUGCAUUGACUACUCUGGACAACUUGAAGAAGCUUCUCCCCUUUCUAAAACCGGUUGUGGAUCAAGCCACUAUCAAGACAGUACUAGAAGCAUAUUUGCCGCAGCUCGCACUUAUAAUAUUUUUGGCGCUGUUGCCAAAGUUCCUACUGUUCCUAUCCAAGGCUGAGGGCAUUGCUUCAGAGAGUCAUGCGCAAAGGGCUGCAUCUGGAAAGUACUUCUAUUUUUCAGUCCUAAAUGUAUUUAUUGGUGUUACGAUAGGCAAUACGCUUUUCACUACAUUGAAGCGUAUUGAGAAGGAUCCGAACUCUCUUGUCCCUUUACUAGCAGAAAGCCUCCCUGGAAGUGCGACUUUCUUCUUGACUUUUGUGGCUUUGAAGUUCUUCGUUGGCUAUGGGCUUGAGUUAUCACGAAUAGUUCCUCUGAUAAUAUUCCACCUGAAGAAGAAGUAUCUCUGCAAGACUGAAGCUGAGGUGAAAGAAGCCUGGGCUCCUGGAGAUCUUGGAUAUGCAACUAGAAUUCCUGCCGACAUGCUGAUUCUCACCAUUGUCAUCUGCUAUUCUGUUAUAGCACCUCUAAUUAUUCCAUUUGGCAUCAUCUACUAUGGGUUGGGAUGGCUUGUUCUUCGGAAUCAGGUUCUUAAAGUUUAUGUUCCUUCAUAUGAGAGCUACGGAAGGAUUUGGCCCCACAUUUAUGUCCGCAUCAUGGCUUCCUUGAUCCUCUAUCAAGCUACAAUGUUGGGUUACUUUUCUGCUAAGGAAUUCAUAUAUACACCGGUUCUGAUUCCACUUAUUGUUCUGUCCUUCAUCUUUGUAUUAGUCUGUCGGAAGAAAUUCUAUCGAUUUUUCCAGUGCACAGCACUUGAAGUUGCUUCCCGUGAACUGAAAGAGACUCCGAAUAUGCAAGUUGUUUUCAGGUCGUUCAUUCCCCCAAGCCUGAGCUCUGAGAAAGCCGAUGAGGAUCAGUUUGAAGAUGCUUUAUCUCAUGUUGUUUGAAGAAUGCUUCAAGUCAAGUAUCCCAAACAGGGUCUAAUGUUUGAUGUACAUUUUGUGAGUUAUCACUGGGAUGUUUGUAAUCUAUGACUUUGACUAUGUUAGAACCAUUUGUUCAUAGUUUCCACUAGGGGGUGUUUGGGUGUUGUAUUGUGGGUUCUUCUGUUAUAUAGAACAUUUUGUUUGUCAGGAGAAAUUGUCAUUUAUUCUGCCAGAAUUUGGUGUGUAUUUAGACAGAGAACAAACACUCCUUUAGGAGGUAGGUUACUGGUUAUUCCCAAGUCCCAGCUGUUGCUUGUAAUAGAAAGACGAAUGAAUUUCUUCAGUUCUUGGCAAAGCCCGCUUUUUCUU